Molecule: messenger RNA, 852 nt
Organism: Pieris rapae (cabbage white)
Lineage: Eukaryota; Metazoa; Arthropoda; Insecta; Lepidoptera; Pieridae
Product: chymotrypsin-2-like
Exons: 5
Coding region: 17-820 (267 amino acids)
Biological process (GO): proteolysis
Molecular function (GO): serine-type endopeptidase activity
Source: RefSeq, a predicted model, not a curated record
CAGGAUUCCAAGGAAAAUGUUUCUCCAUUUCGGAAUAUUACUUCUUCUGUCCCAUGGACUCCUUGGUGAAGUGGGCGUUUCGGAAGGUAUAGAUGGAGACACCCGAAUAGUAGGUGGCAAAGAUGCCACUCCAGGCAUAGCUAAGUAUUUGGUUUCAAUUCGUGCUCGUAACAGAAACCAAGAAUGGCACCAUUGCGGAGGUUCAAUUUUAAACGAAGAGUACGUUUUAACAGCCGCUCAUUGCCUUUAUAAAAAACGAGCUGAUGAGUUGUCUAUAGUAGCUGGCAGUCACAAGCUCAAUGAAGGCGGCGAACGUUACAAGAUUAAGAAAUUAGUCAUUCAUGAGAAGUAUUCAAAGCCGACUAUAAAGAAUGACAUAGGCGUCGUACAGAUCGAAGGCAAAUUGAAAUAUAACGAUAAGGUUCAACCCAUUGAGUUGUUAAAAGAAAUGGCACCCGUUGGAAAGAAAUGCCUCUUGACUGGCUGGGGAUACGUAAACUUUAAUCGUAAAACAGUCCCAAACAAUCUUCAAAUGUUGGAGUUCAAAACUAUAAGCAAUGACGACUGCACUAAACAAUUUAAAAGGUCGCGUUACCGGAUAUUUGUGCCCGUAGACGCCGGACAACUCUGCGUUAAGCGCCCGAAAAACUCGGGUGCAUGCAAAGGCGAUUCUGGUGGUCCUCUCGUCAUUCAGGACGAGAAGAAUAAAACUGUUCAAAUAGGAGUCGUGUCCUGGGGAAUUCCAUGCACCGCCGAAUUUCCUGAUGUAUUUGCUUCAGUCCAUGGUUUUUACAAUUGGAUACAGGGCAAAAUUAAAUAAAUAACUCAAAAUGUUAACAUUUGAUCAAAAUA